Molecule: messenger RNA, 2013 nt
Organism: Uncinocarpus reesii 1704
Lineage: Eukaryota; Fungi; Ascomycota; Eurotiomycetes; Onygenales; Onygenaceae
Product: acetoacetate-CoA ligase
Exons: 6
Coding region: 1-2013 (670 amino acids)
Biological process (GO): lipid metabolic process
Cellular component (GO): cytosol
Molecular function (GO): acetoacetate-CoA ligase activity
Source: RefSeq, a predicted model, not a curated record
AUGUCCGACGGCGGCCGUCAGCAACCACUCUGGGUUCCUCCUAACAUAGGCCAGCAUCCCAUCGACGACUAUCGUCGGCAUGUGAAUAACAAGUUCGGCCUCCAGCUCGAAAACUCCCACCAACUCCAGCAAUGGAGCGUCAAGAAGGCCAAUGAUUUCUGGGUCGACUUGUAUGACUAUGUUGGGUUGAUCCCAGAGCUACCGUCGCAUAUCACGCGUGCAUUCGAUGAGUCCGCGAAGAUUAGUGAUGUUCCGCAGUUUUUCGAGGGAGUGGAAUUGAACUAUACGGAGAAUGUGCUGGAAGGGAAGGAUCCCAACGCGCUUGCGCUUAUUGGCUUGAGGGAGUCUGAUUUUUUGAACGGGGAGAAUGUGACCUGGGGGGAGUUGAGAGAAAGAGUCAGGCAAGUGAGGAGUGCGCUGAUUCGGAGUGGCGUCAAGAAGGGCGACCGUGUAGCUGCGAUUGUGUCUACGUCAAUCUGGGCGAUUGUGCUCUUGCUGGCGACCGCGUCAAUGGGUGCAAUUUUCUCAUCGAUAUCGCCGGAUAUGGGCGAAGCUGGAUGCGUUACGAGAUUGCAACAGAUUGAGCCUACCAUCUUGUUUGCGGACAGCGAUAUGUCAUACAAGGGGAGGAAAACUCCUCUUGACGAGAAGAUCAAGGCUAUCGUCGAAAAGCUACCCCAAGCUAUGAAGGUCUUUAGCAUUCCGAUUACUAGUCGGAGUACCUCGACGUUUCCGUUCGUGAGCGAUUUCCUUGCAAUGGCUCGCAAUUCCGAUAGGCUGGAAUACAACAGAGUACCGUUCACAUAUCCCCUAUUCAUCCUAUACUCGAGUGGAACAACGGGCCAGCCGAAGUGCCUCGUGCACCACCACGGGGUUAUCAUCCAGCUCAAGAAAGUUGCCAUGCUGCACUAUUCUCUGGGGCCUAAAGAGGUCGUAUUCCAAUAUUCCAGCACGUCGUGGGUGCUUUUCAAUAUCAUGAACGGCCAUCUUGCGGUUGGCGCAACUGUACUGGUCUAUGAUGGCUCCCCAUUGUGGCCCGAUGCGAUGACUAUGCUCAAAAUCAUUGAAAGGUUUAGGGUAACAUAUUUCGGCACGUCUCCACGGUAUCUUCUGGAGCUUGAAGCCUCUAAGGUCAUCCCUCGUGAAGCAUACGAUCUCCGCUCCCUUCGACUUGUAACAACCACUGGCGCGACUUUGACCUCGGAUCAAUUUAGAUGGUUCUAUAAAGCAUUCCCGCAUAUCCAUCUCAGUAGUGUUGCUGGAGGAACAGAUAUCGUCACAUCAUGGAUAUCGGUUGACCCGUCAGGGCCCGUAUACGCGGGUCAGAUGCAAAUGAUUGCACUCGGAAUGGAUGUUUAUGUUGCCGAUGCGAACACCGGAGACGACAUUACCAAGACCGGGGAGUCAGGCGAAUUGGUUUGCCCGACUCCUUUCCCAUCAAUGCCCGUCUUUCUUUGGGGAGACAAAAACAACAAAAGAUACAAAUCUUCAUACUUUGAACGAUUCGAUCAUAUAUGCGUUUGGGCUCAGCAUGACUGGAUAAACGUGGAUCCCAUCACCGGUGGCAUAACAAUGCAUGGUAGAAGUGAUGGCGUCCUGAAUCCCUCCGGAAUCCGCUUUGGCAGUUCAGAAAUCUACAACAUUUCCGAAGGCCCAGUUUUCAACUCCGAGAUUCAAGAUACUCUCUGUGUCGGCCGCCGUCGAAAGCAAGACACAGACGAAGUUGUUUUCCUAUUCGUCAAAAUGCGGAACAACCAGCUGUUCAGCCAUGGCCUGGAGCAACGACUCCGCUCCGCCAUUCGAACAGGCCUAUCACCACGACACGUGCCCAAAUUUAUCCUUGAAGUGCCUGAGAUCCCCGUGACGAUUAAUGGUAAGAAAGUCGAGACGCCAGUGAAAAGAAUCAUCAGCGGGGAGAGGGUGCAGGUCAGCUCGACAGUGGCGAACCCAAAGUCAUUAGAAUUCUUUGAGCAAUUUUCAAAGUUGGAAACGCAACCAAGGGCAAGAUUGUAG